AAAGGUUGGAUCUAAAGACUCCUCCAUCACUCAUUAUUCAUCACCAUUAGAGAAACAACCUAUUACUUUCAUGCUAUCAUGGAAGGAGGAGGAAAUGAUGAUCACCACCGCCACCACCAUCAUAACCACCACCACCGUCGUCCGACUUUCCCAUUCCAAUUACUCGGGAAGAAAGAAGAAGAUAACCAGCCUUGUUCCACAUCUUCCACCACCCUUCCUUUCCCUUGCCUCCCCUCCUCCUCCUCCUCAGCCGAUCAAACCACCAUCACCACUCGUUCCGCAUCAAGCUACCAGAUCUCGGCGGAGCCUUCCAAAAUCCCACCCCCUAAGCGUACUUCAACCAAAGACCGUCACACGAAGGUAGAUGGACGUGGUCGUAGGAUCCGCAUGCCGGCUCUUUGUGCAGCUAGGGUUUUUCAACUCACUCGUGAGCUGGGCCACAAAUCCGAUGGCGAGACGAUCGAGUGGCUGCUCCAACAAGCCGAACCAGCCGUGAUCGCCGCCACGGGUACCGGCACCAUCCCCGCGAACUUCACCUCCCUCAACAUCUCGCUCCGUAGCUCCGGUUCGAGCAUGUCGAUCCCUUCUCAGCUUCGUUCAUCGGGUUUCAACUCCAACUUCUCGAUGCAACAACGUCGAAGCUUGUUUCCCGGAAUCGGACUCGAAUUGACGCCGUCCACGACGUUCCUUAACUUCCAAUCGAGUAGUAAUUUGAAUCCAAUGUUCCAAGCUAAGCAAGAGUCUUCCAUGGAAAUAUCCGAAGCCGAAGAAGGUAGUAUAACAAGGAAAAGAAGACACGAACAAGAUUUAUCUUCGCAACAUCAAAAGGGGAGUUACUUGUUGCAGUCGAGCACCAGCGCGAUUCCGGCGAGCCACGCACAUGUUCCGGCUAACUUUUGGAUGUUAACUAAUCCCAGUAAUCAAGUCAUGAGUGGUGGUGGUGUUGAUCCCAUAUGGACAUUUCCUUCAGUUAACAACAGUGGUUUGUAUAGGGGAACUAUGUCCAGUGGGUUGCAUUCCAUGAAUUUUCCAACUCCGAUGGCCUUGUUGCCGGGACAACAAUUGGGUUCCGGCAGUAGUGGCGGCGGUGGCGGCAGUGGUGGAAGUAGUGGCAUAAGUGAAGGACAUUUAAAUAUGUUAGCCGGAUUGAAUCCUUAUAGGCAAGUCUCCGGCGGAACCGGCAUAUCGGAAUCUCAAGUGAGCGGCUCACAUUCACACCACGGCGGAGAUGACUGCGGCGGCGAUGAAUAACAACAUCAUCUUUGCUUCAUUCGAAUUUCAAUCAGUUGUGUUAGUUUGAUGUGUAACGCAAGUGAGGACUGAGGUUUGAUUGCUUCUUUUUUUUCUUCUUUUUUUUUAAAAAAAAAAAACAAGAAUCCAGUUUUUACUAUACUGAUAAAAAAACAAGAAAUUAAUUAUUAUUUUUGGGAGUGAUUAAUAUGAGAUUAGGGUUUGAGAAGAAGA
Messenger RNA from Hibiscus syriacus, 1464 nucleotides. RefSeq names its product transcription factor TCP14-like. Gene Ontology annotation, cellular component: nucleus. The transcript has 2 exons. Gene Ontology annotation, molecular function: DNA-binding transcription factor activity; sequence-specific DNA binding. The coding region runs from base 79 to 1251 and encodes 390 amino acids. Lineage: Eukaryota; Viridiplantae; Streptophyta; Magnoliopsida; Malvales; Malvaceae. The record is from RefSeq and is a predicted model, not a curated record.